Aethina tumida (small hive beetle) is the source of this 613-nucleotide messenger RNA. RefSeq lists its product as uncharacterized. Bases 86 to 532 code for a protein of 148 amino acids. The transcript is spliced from 3 exons. NCBI's taxonomy places the organism in Eukaryota, Metazoa, Arthropoda, Insecta, Coleoptera, Nitidulidae. The record is from RefSeq and is a predicted model, not a curated record.
UUGACGUUGUUAUGAACGGACAACGGACCGUCCGCAUUCUUCAGACGCAUGUCUUCGUCCUGUAACAAGAUUAAAUCGAUUAGUGAUGGGCAGAAGGGGACCGGAAAUUAUUUAUCCCUUCACAGUGGGAAGACGUGGUGGGUUCGUCAAGAAUUCGUUUGAAGAUAAAAGAGUCCUUGAAAUUAUGAAAAAUCCUGGUUUGCCAAAAUAUUUUGGCACCUUUAACCGAGAGACUCUUGACAAAAAGAUACUGGACAUGAACAAGGUUAAUUUAAAGGCAUCCCUCAAUACAAGACAGCUUCCCCCAAAUCUAACAGCCAGUGAGAAGAGGAAGCACAUACGAAAGAGCUUUAAAGAAUUUGAAAGUAGACGUUUGUUGGAAAUGCAGAAGGACUUUCCUGGAGUAGAGUUAUCGGUGCUUCGUGGUCAUCUCUUUAAGGAAUGGCAGUAUUCACCGGAAAAUCCGGUCGGCAAAAUAUGGGACUCGUUCAAUCAAACCAGGAAAGGUUUCUUGUGCUACUACAAAUUAUAGAUACUUAUCUCAAACAUGAAAUUAUGUAACUACUUUAUAUGUAGAUUAGAUAAAUCCAUCAUAAAGCCAUUAUAAAACUAG